Tripterygium wilfordii is the source of this 1373-nucleotide messenger RNA. Its product is annotated as protein MIZU-KUSSEI 1. The coding region runs from base 308 to 1030 and encodes 240 amino acids. The record is from RefSeq and is a predicted model, not a curated record. The transcript has a single exon. NCBI's taxonomy places the organism in Eukaryota, Viridiplantae, Streptophyta, Magnoliopsida, Celastrales, Celastraceae. Gene Ontology annotation, biological process: hydrotropism.
CUAUUUUUUACAAGUUUUUCUUUAAUCCCCCCACACAAAACAACUUGUGGUCUGUCCCAUCUCUCUCUCUUCUUUCUCUUAUCUUAUCAAAUAUAUUCAAACUUGGUCACAUCACAACCAUUAUAAGUCCCAUUUAACCAACUUUGAUGGAGGGGUCUCUCAAAGAUCCAGGACAAUCUAUCCCACCAAAGCCAGAGUGAUCAACCACCUCCCCCACCCCACCCCCUAACUCUCCCUCUCUAUAUAGCAAUCAAUCUUUGCAUCAAUUACUUGGCAUACCUUACAAUUCAUAGUCCAAAAAGAAAAAAUGCCUUCUGUGCACUCUAGUCCAUACCACAAGAUGGACAAUCCAAUAUUGUCUCUGCUCCGGCACGCUACGACGACUACUACUGAUCAUCAGAUCCAUCAAAAGCGCAGAAAAUCCCCUUCUUUUGGUGGCCUAAUGAAGGUUUUCAAGCUUUUUCCUAUGUUAACUUCAGGCUGCAAGAUGGUUGCCUUGUUGGGUAGGCCAAGGAAGCCUAUGUUGAAGGACAAUGCGACGACCGGAACGAUUUUCGGGUACCGGAAAGGCAGAGUGAGUCUAGCCAUUCAAGAGGAUCCUCAUUGUUUGCCAAUGUUUGUGAUUGAAUUGCCAAUGUAUUCAACCACAUUACACAAAGAAAUGGCAUCUGAUGACAUAGUUAGGCUUGCAUUAGAGAGUGAGACAAAGAGUCAUAAGAAGAAGUUAUUGGAGGAGUUUGUUUGGGCUGUGUAUUGUAAUGGAAGAAAAGUUGGGUAUUCUAUUAGGAGGAAACAGAUGUCUGAUGAUGAGCUUCAUGUGAUGCAACUGCUGAGAGGAGUCUCCAUGGGUGCAGGUGUUCUUCCUGGUCCUAAUAACAACGAGAAGGAAUCGCUUGAUGGGGAAUUGACAUACAUUCGAGCGCGAUUCGAGCGAGUCGUCGGAUCGAAAGACUCUGAAGCUCUGUAUAUGAUUAAUCCAGAUGGUGCAGCAGGGCCUGAACUUAGUAUUUUCUUCUUAAGGGCUCAUUAGGAUCAUCUUCUUGUACUUACCAAUUAUUCAAUUAAUAUAUCUACCUUCUCCUUGUUGAAAUUCUCAUCCCAAACAGAGUUGUCCUCUUUGGGCAAGAUUUUGUUUGUUGAAGUGAGGGGAAUGAACUUUGUUUAUAAGCUACUCGGUUGGGUUAUGCUAGACCGAUGUAGAAUUAUAGACUUGACACUCCCCCAAUUUGUAGGUUGGGUUAUGCCAAACUCAACAAGUGGAGUUGAUGCCACAUCCAACUGGACAGAGACUUUGUUCCAAUAUCCUCUUGUAAUUCUCUGUCCAAAUAAACCAACAAUAUUAUUCUUUUCGGGUUUGUGCCCACAAAGCUUUA